Messenger RNA from Trichechus manatus latirostris (Florida manatee), 2077 nucleotides. RefSeq names its product G protein-coupled receptor 108 (gene GPR108). Gene Ontology annotation, biological process: transport. Gene Ontology annotation, cellular component: Golgi apparatus; membrane. The transcript is spliced from 18 exons. The coding region runs from base 9 to 1652 and encodes 547 amino acids. NCBI's taxonomy places the organism in Eukaryota, Metazoa, Chordata, Mammalia, Sirenia, Trichechidae. The record is from RefSeq and is a predicted model, not a curated record.
CGCCAGAGAUGGCAGUGAGCGAGAGGAGGGGGCUCGCCCGCGGGAGCCCCGUGGAGUGGGGGCCGCGGCUGCUUCUGCUGCUGCUGUUGGCCGGCUGCUCCGGGCGCAUCCACCGGCUGACGCUGACGGGGGAGAAGCGAGCAGACAUCCAGCUGAACAGCUUUGGCUUCUACACCAACGGCACCCUGGAGGUAGACCUGAGCCUCCUUCAGCUGGGCCCCCAGAAGACGGAAGAGAAGACCCCACUGGUGGGCUUCAGCCUGACCCGGGUUCGAUCUGGCAGCGUUCUGUCCUACUCUCCCCAGGAGCCCUACGACUGUCCCCUCCAGAAAAACAGCAGCAACCUCCUGGUCCUCUUUCUCAUCAACACCAAGGACUUGCAGGUCCAGGUGCGAAAGUAUGGGGACCAGAAGAAGCUGUUCAUCUUUCCUGGGCUCCUCCCUGAGGUGCCCUCCAACCCAGGACCCCCGAAGCCAGGGCCUUCAGCCACCCCCAAGGUGGACAGUGUAGCGCCCUCCACGAUCAACAAGGAUGGGCCAGUGCUUUCCACAGUGUCUCAAGAAAGCCAGCAGGGCCCCAGCAGGAAGGACAAGGAGCUGGUGCUGGACCUGAACCUCCAUGACAACUCCUACAACUUCAGCUUCCACGUGGUGAUCGGCUCCAGGGCCGAGGAAGGUCAGUACAACCUUAACUUCCACAACUGCCACAACUUGAUACCAGGACGGGAGCAGCCGUUCAACAUCUCGGUGAUGAUCUGGGAGAAGAACCCCGAGGGCUUCCUGUCGGCGGCGGAAAUCCCCCUUUUCAAGCUCUACAUGGUCAUGUCCACCUGCUUCCUGGCUGCUGGCAUCUUCUGGGUGUCGGUCCUCUGCAGGAACACGUACAACGUCUUCAAGAUCCACUGGCUUAUGGCAGCCCUGGCUUUUACCAAGAGCAUCUCCCUCCUCUUCCACAGUAUCAACUACUACUUCAUCAACAGCCAGGGUCACCCCAUCGAAGGCCUCGCGGUCAUGCACUACAUCACACACCUGCUGAAGGGCGCCCUCCUCUUCAUCACCAUCGCCCUGAUCGGCUCUGGCUGGGCCUUCGUCAAGUACGUCCUGUCGGACAAGGAGAAGAAGGUCUUCGGAAUUGUGAUCCCCCUGCAGGUCCUGGCCAAUGUGGCCUACAUUGUCAUGGAGUCCCGUGAGGAGGGCGCCAGCGACUACAGACUCUGGAAGGAGAUCCUCUUCCUGGUGGACCUCAUCUGCUGUGGCACCAUCCUCUUCCCUGUCGUCUGGUCUAUCCGGCACCUCCAGGACGCAUCUGGCACAGACGGGAAAGUGGCAGUGAGCCUGGCCAAGCUGAAGCUGUUCCGGCAUUACUAUGUCACGGUCAUCUGUUACAUCUACUUCACACGCAUCAUCGCCAUCCUGCUGCAGGUGGCCGUGCCCUUCCAGUGGCAGUGGCUGUACCAGCUGCUUGUGGAGGGCUCCACGCUGACCUUCUUCGUCCUCACGGGCUACAAGUUCCAGCCGGCAGGGGACAACCCGUACCUGCAGCUGCCCCAGGAGGACGAGGAGGAUGUGCAGAUGGAUCAAGUAAUGACGGACUCCGGGUUCCGGGAAGGCCUGUCCAAAGUCAACAAAGCCGGCGGGCGGGAGCUGUUGUGACGCCUCCGAAUGGACGGGCCCCCCCUCGCCUCCCUCUCAUUCCUCCUGCUGGCUCCCGAGAGAGCGGGGGAGGAGGGGCCUGUGCGAACCCGGAGCUGCUCCCCGACCGGCGCAGAGCUCACUCCGAUGCCGAUGCCGACGGAAGCCCUUAUCUCCCUCCCAAGGAUCGGGCCCCCUGCCCUCACCUGGGACCACCGCGACUUCUAACUUCUAGCUGUGGAAUAAUGACCAGUCUGUUUUGCUACCCGUUUCUUGCCUUUGUGCGGGUCUGGGUCAAAGGCGCUGAGGUCACGUGGACAAUUUAGAACCCUGUGUUCACCGGCGGGGAGCCCUGGUGGCGCUAACCUUCGGUUAGCUAAGGCUGCUAACCAAAAGGUCGGCAGUCAGACACCCUAUGGGACAGUUCUCCUCUGUCUUAGAGGGUC